Messenger RNA from Neohortaea acidophila, 1605 nucleotides. Its product is annotated as glycoside hydrolase superfamily. Gene Ontology annotation, biological process: carbohydrate metabolic process. The coding region runs from base 1 to 1605 and encodes 534 amino acids. Gene Ontology annotation, molecular function: hydrolase activity, hydrolyzing O-glycosyl compounds; calcium ion binding. NCBI's taxonomy places the organism in Eukaryota, Fungi, Ascomycota, Dothideomycetes, Mycosphaerellales, Teratosphaeriaceae. The transcript has 3 exons. The record is from RefSeq and is a predicted model, not a curated record.
AUGUCCACGAGGCAUGAGUCGCGCAAUCACGUCCUCCUCCAGACCUUUGAAUGGUACACGGAGCCUCCCGAGAACACAUCCCACUACGCCUCGUUAACCCAACUCCUGCCAUGGUUCUGCGACAUUGGAAUUACAAGCCUCUGGCUUCCUCCCGGCUGCAAGGCGAACAAUCCGCGGGGCAAUGGCUAUGACAUCUACGAUUUGUGGGAUCUCGGCGAAUUUGAGCAAAAGGGCAGCAAGAGCACGAAAUGGGGCGGUCGGGAUGACUUAAAUGCGCUCAUACGCAAGGCGAAAGAGCUUGGCGUCGGUGUAAUAUGGGAUGCCGUGUUGAACCACAAGCAAGGUGGAGACAGCACAGAAAGUGGUAUUUGGGCAGUUGAAGUGGAUCCAAAAGAUAGGAGGUAUGAAAUCCGCCCACCCAAGCAGAUUGAAGCUUGGCUGCGAUAUGACUUUCCUGGACGAGAGGCGGAAGGGAUGAAGUACAGUGGAAUGAAAUGGCGGGCUCAUCACUUCAACGGCACCGAUUGGGAUCAGAGGGCGCAGAAGAAUGCCAUUUACAAGCUGAUCGACGAUCCCUCCACACAUCCACCGUUUGAACAGCCUCGAAAAGGUUGGGCCGACGAUGUCGACGGGGAGCACGGCAAUAACGACUAUCUCCUCUUCUCCAACAUCGACCACUCCCAUCCGGAAGUCCGACAAGAUCUUUUUGACUGGGGGUGCUGGAUGGUCGAUGACGUGGGUGUGCAAGGCUUUCGUCUCGACGCCGUGCAGCACUUUUCAUACAGCUUCACUAAACAGUGGAUCCAUCACGUGCGCAAAGCCUGUCAGCAGAUAGGGGACAGCGAGUCGUUCGUGGUGGGCGAGAUCUGGACGGGUGAAGUAUCCCGCAUCACGAAAUGGCUGGAUGCUGUGCAAGAGCGGCAGGCACCGCAAGUACACGCCUACGACUCCCCACUGCUGUAUAACUUCUCACGCAUAUCCGAAGACGUGAGAACGAAGUCGAAGAAUGCAGACCUGCGGACGAUUCUUCGAGGCUCACUACUGGAGCAAAGAGCAGACGCCGCCGUAACGAUUGUAACGAAUCACGACACACAGCCCGGACAGACCUGCUUCACUCCAAUGAUGGCUAUACUCAAGCCUCUCUUCUACGCCUUCAUCCUCCUCCGUAACGAAGGCUAUCCCUGUGUAUUUUGGGGUGAUAUCUUUGGGACGAACGGACCGCAUGCAGAGGGCCCACCAUGCUUGGUACUCGAUGAGCAAGGCAGAAAGCGCAACGUGCUGCUGGACCUCAUCUACUGCAGAAAGUUGUUCGCCUACGGCGCGCAGCGCGACUAUUGGUUUAGCAACAGCUGCAUCGGAUGGACGAGGGCUGGCGACGAAGAUGAUUCGGGCUGUGCUGUUUUGCUGAACAUCGGACCCAAGGCCGCGGUGCAGAGGAUGCAGAUUGGGAAGAGUGGAGAGUUGUGGCAGGAUGCCUUGCGCCGAGGCCAUCGGGAUGUCAAGAUCGACGCCAGAGGCUGGGGAGCAUUUGAAAGCCGGUCGUAUGCCGUCGCGGUGUACAUUCGGAAGGAUGCACUGGAGAAGUCGAAAUUUCCGGUACAAUAA